Dovyalis caffra is the source of this 1056-nucleotide messenger RNA. The record is from the annotation of a GenBank genome assembly. NCBI's taxonomy places the organism in Eukaryota, Viridiplantae, Streptophyta, Magnoliopsida, Malpighiales, Salicaceae.
AUGGCUGUCCAAGCUCAAUAUCCUUCUAAUGUCCUCCUUCUAAACAGAAACGGGCAAGAGGGUCACGAUUAUUCAUUGCAACCACAUCCUGGAGGAUAUCUUGAUCAAUCCCAUAUGUUACUCAACAAUGGAGGUGGCAAUAAUCCACGCAAGAGAGGAAGAGCAGCGCCAACAGCUACUACUACAACGACAACAAUCAAUCAAUUCUGUAUGCAACCUCAACCUCAGCCUCAGCCUCAGCCUCUGUUAACAACUCAGUUAAUAGACCUAUCUCAACUCCACAAUCAUCGUAAUCAUCUUACUCAACCAAAUCCAAAUGUCGUGUCUACUGGCCUCCGUUUAUCUUUUGGUGACCGUGACCAACAACAACAACAGAAUCAUCAUUACCAACAGCAGAAUUUUGGCACUAGUACAUGUCAAUCCUCUGCUUUGUUAUCAGUAUUAUCAGAAGAUUUCUCCUCCCAAUUUAAACGACAACGAGAUGAGAUCGAUCGAUUCCUUCAAACUCAGGGAGAGCAGCUGAGACGCACAUUAGCUGAGAAAAGACAGCGGCACUACCGUGCGCUAUUAGGUGCAGCGGAGGAAUCAAUAGCCAAACGAUUAAGGGAAAAGGAAGCCGAAGUCCAGAAGGCGUCGCGCAAAAACGCCGAGUUAGAAGCACGUGCGACGCAACUGAGCGUUGAGGCACAGGUUUGGCAGGCAAAGGCCAGAACCCAGGAGGUAACAGCAGCUUCCCUGCAGGCCCAACUGCAGCAGGCUAUAAUGAAUGGGGGAGUGGUGCAUGAUAGCAGGAGAGGCGACGAUGGACUAGGAUGUUCCGGGGGUGUUGAAGGCCAGGCCCAGGCUGAGGAUGCCGAGUCGGCUUAUGUUGACCCGGACCGGGUCACCGUCGUGCCAGGCGAACCGCGCUGCAAAGCGUGUCAGAAACGGAUGGCUUCGGUGGUGCUUCUGCCGUGUCGGCAUCUUUGUGUCUGUACAGAAUGUGACCAAGUGGUACAAGCCUGCCCACUUUGCCUCUAUGUUAGAAAUUCUAGUGUUGAGGUAUUUCUGUGUUAA